AUGGAUUCUGGCACAAUUCCAUACAUUAAGACAGCCGUAACAGGUGUCUUGGUCCUCCUACUUAUCUAUUGCUACUAUAUGACCAACAAGUGGAGAGCUGCCAAGAGCAAAAGGGCACCUGAACCAGCAGGUGGAUGGCCUCUAUUGGGCCACCAUCAACUCUUAGCUAGUUCUCAGCUUCUCCACAAAACAUUAGGAGACACAGCUAACAGGUAUGGUCCAAUCUUUACCGUAAGGCUUGGGGUGAAUCCAACUUUGGUAGUUAGCAGUUGGGAAUUGGCCAAGGAAUUGUUCACCAUCAAUGACCAGGCUGUGACCUCUCGGCCACCGAUAACAGCUGCAAAAUACUUGAGCUACAACUUCGCUAUGUUUGCUUUUGCUCCACAAGGUUCAUACUGGCGUGAAACACGCAAAAUAGCCACUUCAGAAUUACUAUCAAAUCGCAGGCUUAAUCAACUGAAGGGUGUCAGGAUUCAUGAAGUGGAAACAUCUUUAAAAGAGCUAUACACGCAUUGGGAUGAAAAAAGAAUGGCUCAGGCGAAGUUGACGGUUGCAGGGAAGAGGUAUUAUGGUAGUGCUGUUGGUGAUAAUGAUAAAAUAAAAGCACAGCAAUGGCAGAAGGCUGUGAGGAAAUUUUUCAGGUAUUUAGGGAUUUUUGUAGUGAGGGACGCUCUACCUUUUCUUGGGUGGCUUGAUAUAGGUGGGCAUGAGAAAGCCAUGAAGAGAACUGCAAAAGAAAUGGACAGUAUUCUAGAGGAAUGGUUGGAAGAGCAUAAGCGAAAACGGCUUUUAGGCGAGGCUGAUCAAGCAGAGCAAGAUUUCAUGGACGUUAUGCUUUCGGUCCUUCAAGGCGCUGAUCUUGCAGGUUAUGAUGCCGAUACAGUAAACAAAGCCACAUCCUUAGUAAGUUUAAUUCCCUCAUCUGUUUUUGAGAUUACUGAAUGA
This is a messenger RNA of Dovyalis caffra, 945 nucleotides long. NCBI's taxonomy places the organism in Eukaryota, Viridiplantae, Streptophyta, Magnoliopsida, Malpighiales, Salicaceae. The record is from the annotation of a GenBank genome assembly.